This is a messenger RNA of Neohortaea acidophila, 2940 nucleotides long. RefSeq lists its product as uncharacterized. The transcript has 4 exons. The record is from RefSeq and is a predicted model, not a curated record. The coding region runs from base 105 to 2600 and encodes 831 amino acids. Lineage: Eukaryota; Fungi; Ascomycota; Dothideomycetes; Mycosphaerellales; Teratosphaeriaceae. Gene Ontology annotation, cellular component: nucleus.
GGGUUAUCUUCCUUCCGUCUCCCUCGUCCAGCACUGCGGCAUGUCGCUCCCUCUGCUUGUCGCCCAUUCCCCUCCCGCACUCCUCCCUCCCCUCCGCCUCGCACAUGUCCCAUCCAUCUAAACGCGCCUCGGUCUCCUCCCAACGAAUCGUCCAGCCAUUGAUCCUCUCCUCCUCCGGCUCGAGACUCUCCUCCUCCAGCACCUCCUCCAGCAGCCACAAGAGAGACUCCCUGCGCUCCAAGAGAGAUUCCAUCGUCGGUAUUGGAUACAAAAUCUCCCCUUCCUCCCGCCCGUCGUCCGCUCUGGAGGCCAUGGCCCCGGUUUAUCGAUUGUAUCCGCACCAAGCCUCCAACGGACGAAAAGAGCGCAGUUCAGAGGGUGGAUCAGAAGGGGUCGAUGCAAUGGAGCGCUACCCUUCCCCCAGUGCCGAAUCAGCAUCGCGAAUCUCCCGCUCGGCAACGCCCUCACACGAACCAGCAACCAAUACCAUCCCCGAGGAGGAGGCGAACGGAGACCUUCCCUCGUCGCUUCCCUCGCGUGUGGUCAGCCCGGACAACGAAUUAUCCCCCGUCUCGCCCAUUGCCUCCGAAGUCGAUGAUAGAAGAGCCGUUUCGCCCGUCAUGUCGCGGAGUAAUACACAAGACGCAGGGCCACUGCGAUCGAGGUUUCAACAGCCAUCCACAACUGCGCAGCGAGCAGCAAAACCUGCGCGCAAGCCGUCUCGCUCCGGCGGCGUGUCGGAAGCGGGCAGCGAGGUGAUUUACGCCAAAGGGGAACGCAGCAGCGACGAAUCCGACUUCUCCCAAGAGACCGCUGCGACGUCAUACGUGGCCCUCCCGGCUCUGCAGAGCAGCGGCCCCGACAACUCGGAUGCGCAACAACUCGAGCCGGUCGCCGAGGACGAUCCGCGAUCAUGGGAUCUCGUUGAGCCCUACGACGAAUAUAGCGGACCCACGGGUAUGUACGCGCUGGAGAAACGGUCGGAACAGAUGUUUGGCGCGGAGCACUUGCGCACAAUCUUCAACGAUCCCAAAUUGCUGCUGAAAUUUACAAACUAUCUCAACACGCAUCGCCCCAAGAGCAUUGCUAUCCUGAUCUACUACCUCGAUGCGCUGAAGGCUUUGCGCGCCAUCAGCUACGCCAACGCCAUCGCCGAAGCUCUCGAGCCUAUUCAUGGCCACGAUUUUACCCAACAAGUUGCGGAGCCGACAGGGAAUGCAGCGCUGGCGGAGAAGGCGGAUCAAGCGUUCGAGAUCCUAGCGCGCGACGAUCUCCCAGCGUUCAUCACGCACACGUGGGUGCAGGUGGUCAGUGUGAGCAUCCUAAGACGCGUGACGGGCACACUGGCGCCACAUCUCCGCGAGGCCAGCGAGGGCCUGGCCGAGGUCUUUUGCCUGACCGAUCCCAGUCGGACGGACAAUCCGAUUGUAUUUGCAUCGGAGGAAUUCGUGCGCACGACGCAAUACGGGAUGAAUUACAUCAUCGGGCGGAACUGCCGCUUCCUGCAAGGACCCAAAACCAACCCCGAAUCCGUUCGAAGACUGCGAGAGUCCGUUAAGAGUGGGAAAGAGCACACGGAAGUCUUUGUCAACUACCGCCGCGACGGAACGCCCUUUAUGAAUUUGCUGAUGACCGCGCCUUUGAUGGACAGCCGAGGGAAUGUGCGGUACCACAUUGGCGCGCAAGUCGACGUUUCCAACUUGGUGAAGGAGUGCAGCAACCUCGAUGGCCUGAUGCAUCUUGUUGAGCGGGAACAAGACCCCGAAGGCGCGGCGGAAGAGGACGAGGCAACACGCAAAGACGAGUUCCAGGACUUGACGGAGAUGUUCAACGGAGCAGAACUGGACACGGUGCGGAGGUAUGGAGGGCGGAUGCACAAGGAGUACGUGGACGACAGCGAUCGAGAGAGCAUCAGUGGCGGGAAACGCAGAGUUCUGCUCAAGGAUAGCACGCAAGAGGUGCGGGAGAAACACGGUGCCUCUGCAGUCCAGGUCAACAUUCCUGAGAAUGUGAGGGAUAAGAGCAACGGGAGAUUAGAGGGCGUGUAUCAACAUUACCUGCUCAUCCGCCCUGCGCCAUCCCUUCGCAUCCUGUUUACGUCGCCUUCGCUCCGUGUGCCUGGCAUCUUGCAAUCACCCUUCCUCAACCGCAUCGGAGGCAGCAGUCGCGUUCGUUCCGACUUGCGUGCCGCCCUGGGUGAAGGACGUGGGGUGACGGCCAAGAUCCGCUGGCUUACGCGCGCCGACGCGGACGGCGAGGGCGAAGGGCGGCCGCGCUGGAUUCACUGCACGCCGCUCUUCGGCCAUAGUGGGGCCGUGGGAGUCUGGAUGAUUGUGCUGGUGGACGAAGAAGGCUCGCUGCAGACGGGCCGAAGAUUCAGGAACGCGCCGCCCGUGUCCGCCGUGAUUGCAGGCAAAGAGUGGGAUGGACGGACGGACGAGAAGCACCGGUUGAACACCUACGACCCGGACACCGAACGGAAGGGCCAGAGCGUGCGGCACAAGACGAAUCGGCCGGGCAGUGCGUUGAGCGGACGCAGUGCGCGGCAGAACAAUGUGGCGAGCGGGGACGUUUCGGAGUUCUCGUUCCAACUGAAGUGAGGGGGCAUGGAUGGAACGCGAUUACUGGUUUUUGGCGCGACGAUACCUCUAUAUGUUUGAGAAAGUUUGGCGUCGUGGGAUUUGUCUUCCAAAUCGUCUGUGAAGACUAGAGGUAGGCUGAGACAAGGCCUGGUGGUGGCCAUGGCAAGGCUUCUCCUCGUUGCUGACGGUGGUGUCUAUGAUCGGCAGAGGAUGGGAUAAGAUGACGGCGGAUGAGGAGGAUUGUGGGGAGGUGUACGUAGUGAGGAGGGUGAGAUGGGUGGAUGAGGCAUAGUCUCAUCGCGUAGUCUUGUUUACUUUCCACACGCAUCGAAUGGCCAGCAGCCAAGAUUGUUUAAUC